This is a messenger RNA of Aspergillus steynii IBT 23096, 1701 nucleotides long. RefSeq lists its product as uncharacterized. The transcript is spliced from 5 exons. Lineage: Eukaryota; Fungi; Ascomycota; Eurotiomycetes; Eurotiales; Aspergillaceae. The record is from RefSeq and is a predicted model, not a curated record. Bases 48 to 1556 code for a protein of 502 amino acids.
UCUCUCCCAUCCAUCUUCCAUCUGGCAGACUGUCCAAUCUGCCCAUUAUGACUGCGUCCCUAGAAGAACUCGUCGCUCGGUUUGAUAAGUAUUCGAGACUGGAUAUCGAGAGAGCCGAUUUAAUCCAAAGUCUCCUGGAAAAAACCCGCCAAUAUGAAGCCCGGUUUGAAAACCUGCAGAUCGAACUGGAGCAUGAACGGGAAUCCCGCACGAGAUAUCAGCUCGACCUGCGCGAACUGCGGGAGCAGAAACGCGCGCUCGACUAUGCAAUUAAUAAAGAACCCUACGUGGCCGUGCUGGUCGAUGGCGACGGCGCCAUCUUCAACGACGAAUUUCUGCGCGAUCCGCAGAACGGAGCCCCCGAGGCGGCCCUGCAGCUGCGACAGGCCGUGCGAAGCUAUCUCAGAGACUCCCCCUUAGGAACGGAGCAGAUCCCCAUUAUAGUCCGUGUUUAUGUUAACCUGAAUGGCCUGGCCAAAUCGCUUUGCUCGGCCAAGGUCAUCGAGCUGGAGAAUCACAUGCGUCUCUUUGCCGACCUAUUUACUAACAGCCGCGCCGAGUUUGACUUUGUUAACGUGGGCCAUGGCAAGGAGAAUGCCGAUUCUAAGAUGCGAAAAAUGCUCACCCACUACUACAAUAACUUCCAAUGCAAGAAGAUCUUCUUUGCGGGCUGCCAUGAUAACGGCUAUCUCCAUGAACUACGGGAGUACGAGGGGGACUUUGAGGCCAAACAACGCAUCGUGCUUUUAGAGACUACCCCGGCUCAGCCGGCCUUUACUUCCCUAAAAUUUGCCAUGACUCGCUUUGAUACAGUCUUUCGCUCCGAGCCGCUGCAGGCCGAACCCCGGCGCAACCUGUCCCCGACGGCCAUGAAGCCCGCAACAACCCUCGCAUCGCCGCCGCCCGCUCAGCCGCCGUCGACUAUGCCUUUCCCCAGUCCUAGUAUUGCUUCGCCAAUGGCUCCCGCACCGGUGCAGUCCCCUACGCAAGAAUCGGUGGCGAGCUCGGGCAAUGGCGGCUUCUCCAUCAAGUAUCCCACCGGCACGUCGCUCAGUUAUGCGUCGGCCGGCGGCGCCAACGGGCACCAGAAUAUCUCGAUCGCAUCGGCCAAGCCUAAACCCCCCAGGAUCAUCGACUACAAUGAGAAUGGGCAGCGCAUCGACCCGCCCAACAAGUUUCCCAGCAACCCGGUCGAUCAGCAGGGCUACCGCGACAAACUCGAGAGUAUCCGACCCAAGGCAUUCUGCAACGGGCUGUACCUCGUGGGCCGUUGCGAGCGCCCGGGGAGCUGUCCGAUGGAACAUACCAUGAAGCUUACGCCGGGGGAGCUCGCCGUGCAUCGAUACAAGGCUCGCACGACGCUGUGCCCCAACGGCCCCGAAUGCGAGAACUACUACUGUUAUUUAAGUCACCACUGUCCCCAUGGCCUUAACUGCAUGCGUCGCGGAGACUGCAAAUUUAACGGCACCGUGUUUGGCGAUCUACACCAUUCGAGCGCCGACAUGGAGACCUAUACUCGAUGGACUGAGGGCAAUGAUUUCCCCGUCCACCUCUAGAUUCGAUAUCUCAACCGUCUGAAGAAUGACUUUUUAGGGACCUGUGAUUGGAAAGGCCAGGUUUUCAUCUCCUAUUAUUUGUUGUCUUUUACAUGCGCACAUAAGAUUGUCCUUAUCAUUCAAUGAACAUCGAUAGCUCCGUACU